Nelumbo nucifera (sacred lotus) is the source of this 1215-nucleotide messenger RNA. RefSeq names its product protein phosphatase. Gene Ontology annotation, biological process: phospholipid translocation. NCBI's taxonomy places the organism in Eukaryota, Viridiplantae, Streptophyta, Magnoliopsida, Proteales, Nelumbonaceae. Gene Ontology annotation, molecular function: phosphatidic acid transfer activity. Gene Ontology annotation, cellular component: nucleus; mitochondrial intermembrane space; cytosol. The record is from RefSeq and is a predicted model, not a curated record.
GUUGUUGGUAGAAAUCAGCUGCUCAAUUUGGAGUGGCGUUGGAGCCACUACGAUUCAAGGUGGAGCCACUUUUCAUCCGAUUACUGUGGUCCCAUUUUACAUCACUUCAUCCGAUUCAAGGUGGUGCCACAUCAAUUUAUCAACGGCCAUGAUUCACGGUUUUUUCCCAGCGCUACUCCAAAUGGAGUAGUUGAUUUUGAGCGUGGAGAAACCAAAAAAAUCACCGGAAGCAAGAGCAAAUAAGCGAGAGAUAAGAGAAGAGGGUUUGGCAUUUCUUCUCGUCAUUGAAUUCAGGUMACUGUUGACCUGAAAAAAAUGAUGUAAUGUAUGGGGAUUAAGAAAGAGAAGAGAAGUUCUUCCUCAACAUCGCCCUGUGCUAAACUCAGAGCUGCAUACCACGAUUGCUUCAACAGGUGGUACUCGGAGAAAUUCUUGAAGGGUCAGUGGGACAAAGAGGAAUGCGUCUCUGAGUGGCAGAAAUACAGAGCUUGCCUCUCUCAACAUUUGGAAGAUAAGCACCUGAGCCGCUUCUUGGUAGCCGAAUCUAUUUUCUUCCCUUGUGUUCAAGAUGAUUCGGGCCGUCCAACUGAUGAUACUACUCCAGGCUUUUCCUAGCAAAGGAUGCUCCAGCUGAAAAGGAAAAAGAGGGGGAAAGGGCAAACAAAAGGUGCUUGCGAUCAAGUCCGUUAUGUGCCUCAGUUUAUGGCUUUUGAUGAGUAGUCAAGAUUCAUGAUUCUGGAAUGGAAGUUGCUGCUAGAAGCAUCAUUAAGUGUCUUCACUGCCCUCAACAACUGCUGCUUCAUGUUAUGAUUCAUGAAUCAUGAAUUUUCAGCUCUGGCUUAUUUUGAUUAAGCUGUGGUUCUUUUGUGGAGUUUCAUCCAUAGAUGAAAGAUGAUCUGGCAUACUCAUCCUGACCGUUUCCAGGAAGUUCAUUGGGGAGAAAGAAGAAAAGAAAAAAGUGCAAGGAUACUCACCAAUUUUUGGUAGGUUUAUCUAAGCUAUGGUUGGGYUUUACUAUCAUUAUUUAUCAUUCACAUGGACUGUAUGUGCACUACUUCUGCCCUAUCAAGAGCUUGUUUAGUUUUCACUUCAAAGCCACACAUUUGAACUUUUGUUAUUGUUGUUGUUGUUGCCUUGCUAGAAUAAUAGAUGAUUUGAGAAACUAUUAAGUGGUCCUCAUUGAAUGGAAGUUCUAAUUUUUAACUUGAUUAUUUA